Molecule: messenger RNA, 3284 nt
Organism: Camelus dromedarius (Arabian camel)
Lineage: Eukaryota; Metazoa; Chordata; Mammalia; Artiodactyla; Camelidae
Gene: SOWAHB
Product: sosondowah ankyrin repeat domain family member B
Exons: 1
Coding region: 149-2551 (800 amino acids)
Molecular function (GO): protein binding
Source: RefSeq, a predicted model, not a curated record
GGGCUGCGAGCAGGCCGCGGCUGAUGGAGGCGGGUGGCGCCGCCCCGAGCGCAGGUGACACAAGCCAGGUCAGGGUUUCUGCUGGCGGGGGAGAGCGUAGGGAGGGCGGCACGCAGACACCCCGGGGCCGGGGGACGGCAGGGCAGCGAUGGCCCGAGAGUUGAGCCAGGAGGCACUACUGGACUUUCUGUGCCAGGCCGGAGGCCGAGUGACCAACGCCGCCUUGCUGAGCCACUUCAAGAGCUUCCUCCGAGACCCCGACGCGCCCCCCAGCCAGCACCAGCGCCGCCGCGAGCUUUUCAAGGGCUUCGUCAACUCGGUCGCCGCAGUGCGCCAGGACCCCGACGGCACCAAGUACGUGGUGCUCAAGAGGAGGUACAGGGACCUUUUGGGGGAGGAGGGGCUGCAGCGACCCAGCGACCCGCCCGCGGCCGCCGCCCCUGCAGGGGGAGCUGCGUCCAGCGCCCCGCGAAGCGUGCGCGGGGGGGAACCGCGGCCGCCGCCGCAGCAGCAGCCCCGGCGGCGGCGGCGCGAGAAGGAGCCGGAGGAGGAGCCAGCAGGUGCCGCAGCGCCAGCCGCCGACGCAGGUUGCAAUGGACUCCCGGCCAGCGGCGCCCGAGAGGCGGCCCGCGGAGGCGGCGGGCAGAGGGGCAGCUCCCGCCACCGUGCGCCGGUGCCCGCGGCUGCAGCGGCGGCUCCUCGGGAGGGAACGAGGUUCGCGGCGGCCGAGACGCAGGGCCACUGCUGCUGGGAAUGUCUCCAGAACGGCCAGGGGGGACUCCAGGGCGAGCCGCUGCUCAGCGGCCUCCCCGACCCCGCCAUCACAGCCACCGCCACCGUCAGCGCCGAGGAGAAGCCGGCACCGGCUCCGCCUGCUCGGGAAGACCGCGGGGCUCCCAGGCCGCAUCGAGAAAGUGUGCCCGAGGAGCCCCGGCCCGAGCCCGCCGCGCCCCUCUCGUCUCCUCCAACCGUCGAGGCUGCUGGGAGCCGGGUUUCCUCUCUUGCUUUGCAGUCUGCUCCCGCUUCCCCCAGAGACCCGCCGGAGCUGGUGACCCCGGGCUCUCUGCGUUAUUCGACCCUGCAGCAGCAGCAGCAGCGCACUCGGGAGUGGGUGGCCAGACACCCCCAGACACCGGAGGCCCGGGACCAUGGCCCCAUCCGAGCCUGGUCGGUGCUGCCAGACAACUUCCCCCAGCUACCCUCAGAGCCAGGCUGGUGGGUGCUGGAACCUAACUCAGCGCCAUCUGACCCUCCUCUUUCCUCUCAUUCUCGCUUUCCCGCUGUUCCGGAAUCCUGGCCUGGGAAUUCGCCACUGGCAGUCUUUCGUAGCAUUCGUUGUCAGCUGUCCCUACAGGAUCUGGAUGACUUUGUGGACCAGGAGAGCCACGGCAGUGAGGAGAGCAGCAGUGGACCCAAAGAGUCCCCUGGGGGUUCUGAAGAAGGGCUGCACGUUGCUCUUGGAGCCUCAGAUUGGAGAAGGCUCAGGAAUCCAGCUGGAGACCCUUUUCCAAAGGAGGGCAGUUCCAACAGGGACCCUCAGGGCCUCAGAAAUAGAGGGGAGGGUCACACCUCUCAGCCCAUCCCAACAGGAGCUGAUGGCCUUGCAGGCCACCCCCAGCCUUUGCCCUGGCCAGCUCCCAAAUUAAGGAGAUCCCUAAGGAGGAGCUCUAGGGCAGGGAGAGCCAAAGUGUCCUCCUCAGAUGAGGAGUGCCUUGAGGAAGAUUUGCUGAAAAGGAACCGUCGCCCACCCCGGUCCAGGAAACCCUCCAAGGCAGGAACAGUGUCCAACCCAUGGGUGGAUGCCGCUUUGACACCAAAACCUGCAGACAUUAAGGCUGCUUUUGCCGAGCCUGGGUGUCCACAUAGCCCAUGGGCCCCUGGAGGGGAGAGGCCUGCAGCCUUGGUCCCCCACAGAUCUUCUGAUCACAAGUCAUCCCUGGUUCCCCUCGAUGCCAGGGAGCAUGAAUGGAUUGUGAAGCUCGCCAGUGGCUCUUGGAUUCAGGUGUUGACUUUGUUCUGGGAGGAUCCCCAGCUGGCUUUGCACAAAGACUUUUUGACUGGGUACACUGCCUUGCACUGGAUAGCCAAACAUGGUGACCUGAGGGCCCUUCAGGACUUGGUGUCGGGUGCACAGAAGGCAGGGAUUGCUCUUGAUGUAAAUGUGAAGUCCAGUUGUGGGUAUACCCCACUCCACCUUGCAGCCAUUCAUGGCCACCAGGGCAUCAUCAAAUUGCUAGUGCAAAGGCUGGCGUCUCGUGUGAAUAUCCGGGACAGCAGUGGGAAGAAGCCGUGGCAGUAUCUGACCAGUAAUACCUCUGGGGAAAUAUGGCAGCUCCUGGAAGCCCCACGGGGCAAGCCCAUUUUCCCUGCCUAUCCUUUGGUUCGAAACUCUUCCCCCAUCAGGAAGGCCAGGAACAGGGAUGUAUCUAGACAUGUCACCCGAAAGACUUCCCUUGCUGCACUACUCAAAAGUCAGCACAACAAAUGGAAGUUGGCCAACCAGUAUGAGAAAUUCUCCUCUCCAAGGGAGAGAGAAGAGUACAGUGACUGAGUGGGCCCCUCUCUCCAACAUGCUACCACCACCGCCCAUCCUUGAGCUAGUCAGUGAGAGCAUUCAGUGGGGAGUGGAAAACUUGGCAAGGAGUUGGUCAAGAGAGAGGUCAAGUGAGAUGGCCUACCUAGUGUUUACCUCCCUAGAUUGUGUCACACAUUCAGGACCUCAGCGGUCUUCCAAGCUUUCUGACGGCUCAAGUCCUUGGGCCAGUGAAACCUUAACAAGGAGCAGAGGCAGGUGCUUACAACCCAGGUGUCCUUCCUCUUCCCUGGCCACCAGAGAACCGGGCACAGCAGGCCACGCUGUUCUCCCAAGCAGCGAUCCCAGGCCUUGGCUAGAGAGGGAACAGGUGUCUAACAAGAAGAGAGACAAUUCAAGGAAUUGAUGAAGCUCAAACAAAAUCCUCUCUCUGGCUAGGAGCUCUCUGGCUCCCAUUCAUUUGGAGAAUAAAUCUUGGCUCAGAGUGAAAAGCACCAGGUUGGAAAUCAGAUGGCUCCUCUUCUUUUCCUUUUAUUUUGGCGUUCAUAUCUGAAAUAAAAUUGUUGCUGGAGAGUAGAACUUGAUUUAAGAGAUUCCUCAGCCCUGUCCUCAGGUCUUUCUUUGAAUGCAACCUAUGGUGGCCAAUGCCAGGAAUGGUUAGUGCAUUGUUUCAGAGAAGCAUUUGGGUAAGAUCCAGUUAUGACUGACAUUCAGGCCCUACUUAAAAAAAAAAAAAAAAAAAAAAAAACAA